Hyla sarda is the source of this 645-nucleotide messenger RNA. Its product is annotated as histidine-rich glycoprotein-like. The transcript has 4 exons. Lineage: Eukaryota; Metazoa; Chordata; Amphibia; Anura; Hylidae. The record is from RefSeq and is a predicted model, not a curated record. Bases 175 to 495 code for a protein of 106 amino acids.
UCAGGGGUGUAUCCUCCAUCAUGUCAACUCCUCCAGCUGCAAGGGAUAAAGGCUCAGAGUCCAGGACACACCUAGCUGUAUAUAGUCAGUGACUGCUGCCGCACCUCAUCCCAGUGCUCAGAGCUACACGGACAAGUCUUCUCACACCAGGACCCAGGCACAUAAGACCACAAUAUGUCUACAGCAAUCGACCCCAAAAAAUGCAAGGAUGACAAAAAGCAUGGACACAGUGAUGAGAAACAUGGUCACAAGCAUGGAGAACACGGUCACGGAGAACACAAGCAUGGAGAACAUGGGCACUGCAAAGGACACAAGGGUGAGCACAGCCAUUCCAGUGACUCCAGCGAUUCCAGCAGCUCAAGUGGAAGUGACUGUGAGAAAGGGAAGUCACACGGAGAAGGCCAUGAGCACAAGAAGAAGGAAAAGAAGCUGCAUAAGGAGAAGAAACCCAAAGACAAGAAAGAGAAGAAGGAAAAAUCUGAGAAGAAACAUUAAUGGAAAUGUUUUUCUCAUUCCCUGAAAAAAACUGUCCAGAAUUAUUUUGAGCAGUUUCUCGGCAGCCAAUGGGAACCCAUCAUUGGCCAUCUUGUAUCCCAAGCAGAGGCUGCUCUGUAUGAUGUGUCAAUAAAGAUAGUCUAAAAUUGA